AUGGAGAACACGCUUUCGAAGACACCUGACAGAUUCGAACUGUCGAUUACUCUCCCCUACUCGGAUUGGUACCUUCGACAUUACGACCUCAAGGAAUUGGAGAAGCAUGUCAGUUUCUUCAACCUCAUGACAUACGACAUGCACGGGACUCUGGACCGUGGGAAUAAAUGGACUGGCGAGCAGUUGAACGCACACACCAAUUUGACGGAAAUCAAGGACUCGCUCGACUUGCUCUGGCGGAAAGGUGUCAAUGCCGAGAAUGUGGUAAUGGGUCUGGCAUUCUACGGCCGCGGGUAUACUGUUGCGAGCCCGUCAUGUGUUGAGCCUGGCUGUCUGUUUCUGUCGGGAAGUGUAGAGACGCAUUGCUACUACGAGACAGGAAUUCUGCCUAACAAUGAUCUUAUGAGAAUCAUGCGUACCAAAGGGUUGUCAUCGAAGCUCUAUGAGGACGCUGCUGUCAAGGUAACUCAUUGGCGGGAUCAGUGGGUGUCCUAUGACGAUGAAGAGACACUAAAGACCAAGACCGACUUUGCCCGUGAACAGUGUUUGGGGGGUGUCCACGUAUGGGCAAUCGGCCAUGAUAUGAAGUACGCAAACUUCACUGAAGCCCUCUACCGCGUGGCCAAUCGCCGAGGGCCGCGCAGAAGGCAUCACGGUUAG
Molecule: messenger RNA, 660 nt
Organism: Aspergillus melleus
Lineage: Eukaryota; Fungi; Ascomycota; Eurotiomycetes; Eurotiales; Aspergillaceae
Exons: 1
Coding region: 1-660 (219 amino acids)
Biological process (GO): chitin catabolic process; carbohydrate metabolic process
Cellular component (GO): extracellular region
Molecular function (GO): chitin binding; chitinase activity
Source: RefSeq, a predicted model, not a curated record